This is a messenger RNA of Synchiropus splendidus (mandarinfish), 3448 nucleotides long. It is a transcript of the gene c1ql4b, whose product is annotated as complement component 1, q subcomponent-like 4b. The coding region runs from base 967 to 1686 and encodes 239 amino acids. Gene Ontology annotation, molecular function: protein binding. NCBI's taxonomy places the organism in Eukaryota, Metazoa, Chordata, Actinopteri, Syngnathiformes, Callionymidae. The transcript has 3 exons. The record is from RefSeq and is a predicted model, not a curated record.
GUCGCACCGCUAUGAGCUUUACGGAAAGUACGUUGAAGUUCCCGUCGGAUUAUUUUAUUUCAUCGUUAACGCUCUUUCUGUGUGUUUGAGCCGCGAUUUCGACUGCCUUUUCGUUCUCUGUGGACUGUCACGGGCGAUCUCACGGACGCCUCGCUAAGUGAACACUUCAGAUUCCUCCAGGAGAACUUCGUCCGAGGGGUCCGUGAACGCCUCUCAUCUGGACGCGCCGACCGAGUUGAGAUCUCCCGCCGAGAUUCGAGAUUCAGCCACGAAAAAAGGUCGUUGGAGACAAAACAGCGGUAAAUAAACCGAUAAUUUUUCCUCAAAUUCCUUCAACCCCCAGUAUGCAAGAAUUAAUCACCCCCCCUUUUAAAUUGUGUUUAAAAUGAGGGGUUAAUGGAGCUGUGGAGCGGCUUUGUGUAAUAAAUCAAAGAUCCUUUUCAACAAAAACUGAAAUAAAAGCACGUAUCCGGAUUAGUUUCCAGACAGGUCAGCGCCCCGUUUUCAGAUGUGCAGGGUGAGAUGAACUCCAGUGGGAAAACUGUAGACCCCACCUGACAGCUUUCUGCCUGAGAAACUGAGAGGUUCUUCACUGGAGCGUCCACAUCUUCACCGCUGGAUAACAAAGCAAAGGCCCUGACUUUCAAUUUCAACUUAGAAAUUCAGAUACAAGUGAGCGGAGACGUCGCACUCAUUAAGAAAUGGAAAUCGAAAAGCCGUUUUCUCAUUCGUCGACUGACAUCUGAUUUUUUCCGGCUCCUCUCUGAAACUGGCAGUGGAACAUCUCUUUGUCCUCUGCUUGCUGUCACACGCUUUUCUCCUUAAUAUUCUCAAUCCAUAUUCUACCCAGAGGUCAGCCUGGCCGGCACAACAAUUCCUGCGAAGGGGGAGGAGGACUUCCUCACUCUGGCCGCCUCCCGUCUCAGCCGCAAGAAACGGGUAAUCGCGGCUGGAGUUGGAGUGGCCAUGGUCUUGGUUCUCCUGGUGGCCAUUCCCCUCUUGGUACACACUACCAAAGGGGGAGGAUCAGGAGGAGGGGGGACACAUUACGAAAUGCUGGGAAGCUGCAAGAUGGUGUGCGACACCUUCACCCCACCACAAGGAGAGCUGACUGCAGUCUCCCCUCAGCCCCCAGACUUUCCAAACCGUAAGGGAAAACAAGGUUUCAGAGGGAGUCCAGGACUGCCUGGUCCUCCUGGUCCCAAAGGCCCCCCCGGGGACCCUGGCAAACCGGGACCUCCAGGUCCUCCAGGGCCAGGACCUGGGGGCUACGGCCCCUCGCUUUAUAGUCCCAAAAUCGCCUUCUACGCUGGCCUCAGGAAACAACAUGAAGGGAGUGAAAUACUCAAGUUUGAUGAUGUAGUGACCAACGUCGGGAACUACUAUGAGCCCAGUACUGGCAAGUUCACCUGUCCGCUCCCCGGCAUCUAUUACUUCACCUACCACGUCCUGAUGAGAGGAGGUGAUGGAACCAGCAUGUGGGCGGAUCUUAAGAAGAACGGCCAGGUGAGGGCCAGCGCAAUCGCUCAGGAUGCGGAUCAGAACUAUGACUACGCCUCCAACAGCGUCAUCCUGCAUCUGGACGUCGGUGACGAAGUGUGCGUGCAGCUAGAUGGAGGCAAAGUCCAUGGCGGCAACACCAACAAAUACAGCACCUUCUCUGGUUUCCUCAUCUACCCUGACUGAUGUUUGGUGUCGUCUGUCUGUUAGGAAGCUAAAACGUCAUCUAACCGGCCUCUUCAUCAUGAUGUCAUGCCUUCAUUAUCAGAACGUGGUGAGAAAUAGCACCAUGAUCAGAUAUAUAAACGAGAAAUGUGUAAAAUAAUAUUUAAAAAAAUCCAGACAUUUAUUCUAACGACACACCCCUGUGGUUAUUACUGAGGUCCAUGUGCAGUGUUUGUAAGCUCCAAUGCAUCCCAGGUUCUAAACUCAUCGAUGUGGUACCAAGGAUUCUUCCCUGAUAGACUUUCAAAUCGACUGACUUGAUCCCUGAAUCUGGAGGAUAAAUCGCAGCGGCCAGGAGUCUCUGCCUUAACACUGAAUGGAUUAUCAAUACGGCUGAAGACACCUGACUGGAAAAUGUCAUGAAUAUAUUGAUCCUAACAAGUAUAAUCUCGUACGUGUUCUAUGUGAGCGUCCAUGGUCGUGUGCCAGCAUGUGUGUUUAAGCUCCAGCCGGAGUUGCAUCCUGUGUCCUCUAAAACGUAAAGAAACCCGUGUGACCUCCCCCUCAAAACACAUGUAUCAAUGCUGAUGUUUGGCUUUCAGAUUUCCCCCGAGUCAGAGCUUCUGAUAAUGAGACUUCCUCCGCUGCCUCACCUGCUCAGUCACAGUCGCCAUCCAGGACCUGAUGGAUAAUGAUCUUAAUAUUGAUUCCGUCAUGAUCACAGUUCAGCUGCAGUUUGUGAAAUGUGUGACAAUGGCAAACAUUAAAUCUAAUGCUGUGGAUGAUGGUCAGUCUUCUGUGCUUGUAAUAUGGAUGUGAAAAGUUGAGGCUUCAUCGAUGAGAUAGUUGAGAACUAAGAAUGAAUCAAACCAACUAAUAUGCAACUACCUCUGUAACCUCAAUGCACAAUGGCUAGCACAAAACAAGGAAAAGGGUUGCCAGACUUGAAUCAUGCCACCAUCUGUGCCAUGACUGUGUCAACGACUCUCCACCGACAACAUUCAUUCAACGAAGGCAGGUGUGAGUCGAAAUACAGUGGAUUAUACAAACUAAAUUGAUGUAACUCAGCAGUGUAGAUAUGUCAUAUAAUAAUAAUAAUAAUAGAGUCUUUGUGAUAUAACAGAAGACGUCGCAUGUCAUUUUGCACAAUAGUGUCCAGAAAAAUGAUAAAAAUGUUGAUGUGACCAAAUCAGACAUUGUUCAUUUACAGAGACUGUCAAAGGUGCAUGUCAUCACCAAACAGGUCCAGGUUUGUUUUGGUGAGGGACCAACUGCACGACAUGCUGGAGACGUGUGGAUUUGAAUCAGCUCUGUGACUCAUGAGCAACAUCUUAAUGGUGGGGCAGCAAAAAACACAAGCAAAAUUGGUCUGUGUGUGGGUGUGUGUGUGGCUGAAUAGUUCCCUUGGCGAGGACUGAGCAAUUUUGGGCCAUGAUCUGAGUGUAACUGUCUUUUUUUUUCUGUCCCACCACUGUCACCCAUCAAAUAAAAUGAUAUGAAAGGACCUCACCAGGAAUGAAGACUGUAAUCUGAACUGAGUUUAUGGCGUCUACUGUAUGAUGGAAUUACUUUACAAACACUGUCAAUAAGGUUUGCAGAAGGUUUAUAGAAGGGUUUGACUGUAUAAAUCACUUGUGAAAAUAAAUUUGAUUCAUAAUCCUCACUAAAGCCACAGAAGAAAAACACCAUAGAAAAUAUGAUUUAGAAGCUUUUUUUCUGCUGCAGAAUCUAUUUCCGUUCUUCAUCUAUACAUCUUAAUGCUAUUCGGAGGCCAACUGUUUAU